AUGGGAAUGGCCGCCAAGCUCAUGUUCAAGAUCCGAAAGAUCAAGAACAAACUCAAGAUCCGCCGUCGCCUCAAGAAAGACGCCGCGAACGUCACCCACGAGGAGCGCCUUGCUCAGGUCCAGCGAGUUGACGGAACCGAGCACAAAAUUGAGCGCUCAGUGGACGUCAUGGUUGCCGCUCGGCGCUCGGUUUAUGGUGCGCAUAUGCUGCCUCAGACGACCGAGUUCGGCGUCACUGUCGAAGAGGCUCGGGAGCUGCACAAGAGACAGACAGCAUACAACAAUGGAAAGCAGACCGCUUCCCAGGAUGCCGCCACCCAGGAUGGUGGCAUCUGGGAUGGCGGCGCUCCUUACAACCGCAUCUAA
Fusarium musae is the source of this 366-nucleotide messenger RNA. RefSeq lists its product as uncharacterized. The transcript has 2 exons. The record is from RefSeq and is a predicted model, not a curated record. NCBI's taxonomy places the organism in Eukaryota, Fungi, Ascomycota, Sordariomycetes, Hypocreales, Nectriaceae. Bases 1 to 366 code for a protein of 121 amino acids.